AAUAAGUUUGUUUGAUUCUGAUCACGUGACUUCAGACUACAGCAUUAUUUAGAAAUGGCUGUUGUGUGGUUGAGUUUGCAAAAUGCAAAGAUUAUUAGGUUUUAUAUUUAAAUAAAUUGAAAUAUAGUUUAUAAAACGAAGUAUCAGACAAAAUAGGAAACAUAUUGUUGUUACAUUUAACGAGUCAGUGCCUAAUUUUUCGCUUUAUAAUAGUUGAUAGCAUACCACGUACAGAAGGUAGGUUAGUUAGCUAAUAGACAUGGCUCUUUGGACAAAAGCACAGCAACUUCCCCCUGAUAGUUUGCAACAGAUUCGUGCAAUAUAUGGGGACCAUUUCCCUAUUGAAGUAAGACAUUAUUUAGCCCACUGGAUAGAAGAAAAGUUUUGGUCUGAUGUAGAUCCUUCACCCGAUAACCCUCAACAUGAACAAUAUGUUGCAAAUUUAAUAAAUCAACUUAUUCAGGAAAUUGAAAACAAAGCUGCUGUUGUUGCAGGUCAAGAAUUUUUCCUAACUAAAAUAAAAUUAGCUGAGGCAGCUAAAGUAUUCCGACAACGAUACAGUGGAAAUCCUAUGCAGCUGUUUAAUUAUGUUCGACAGUGCUUAGCAACUGAAAUGCGUCUGGUGCAAGCUGUUAAUGGUGAGGGUACAACUGGUUUGCCUAGUUUUAUUGCAAACAGUUCGAGUGCAGAAGUAAUGCAUAAAUUAGACAUAUUAAGGAACAGAACAAGGGAGCAGGCCGAAGAUUUGCGAAGAAUGGAACAAGAGCAGGAAGCGUUUGCGUUACAGUAUCACGAGUGCACGAAAAUAAACGCAACAAUUCAACAUUUAUCGACACAACCCGCAAAUCAACAGGAAGCGCAAGCAAAUCUUCAGAAACUUACGAGACAGAAGGAAAUUAUGGAACAGUUAUUAAAUCAAAAGAUCGCAGGACUGAUGCAGUUAAGAUUGGCUUUAGGAGACAAAUUACAAGAAACUUUUACAUUAAUCAACACCCUUCAGGCUCAAGUUCUAGAUGAAGAAUUAAUACGUUGGAAAAGGGACCAACAAUUGGCAGGAAAUGGGUCCGUUUUUAACAGUAACUUGGACACAAUUCAGGAAUGGUGUGAAAGUUUAGCAGAAUUAAUAUGGACAAAUCGACAACAAAUUAAAGAAGUUGAUCGACUGAAGCAGAAACUCGCCUUGGAUCCACCUGGUGUCAGAGACGCCCUUGCACAACUACUGUCUGAAAUCACUCAAUUACUUAGUUCUCUUGUUACAUCGACUUUUAUAAUUGAAAAACAACCUCCACAAGUUAUGAAAACAAACACAAGGUAGAGAUAAACUGCUUAAAAU
This is a messenger RNA of Agrilus planipennis (emerald ash borer), 1333 nucleotides long. Its product is annotated as signal transducer and activator of transcription 5B. Gene Ontology annotation, molecular function: RNA polymerase II cis-regulatory region sequence-specific DNA binding; DNA-binding transcription factor activity, RNA polymerase II-specific. Gene Ontology annotation, biological process: cell surface receptor signaling pathway via JAK-STAT; defense response; regulation of cell population proliferation. Bases 260 to 1315 code for a protein of 351 amino acids. The transcript is spliced from 8 exons. The record is from RefSeq and is a predicted model, not a curated record. NCBI's taxonomy places the organism in Eukaryota, Metazoa, Arthropoda, Insecta, Coleoptera, Buprestidae.